Scophthalmus maximus (turbot) is the source of this 2905-nucleotide messenger RNA. RefSeq names its product nudE neurodevelopment protein 1-like 1b (gene ndel1b). Gene Ontology annotation, biological process: regulation of neuron projection development; chromosome segregation; cell migration. Gene Ontology annotation, cellular component: kinetochore; kinesin complex; centrosome. Gene Ontology annotation, molecular function: microtubule binding. The record is from RefSeq and is a predicted model, not a curated record. The transcript is spliced from 9 exons. Bases 199 to 1221 code for a protein of 340 amino acids. Lineage: Eukaryota; Metazoa; Chordata; Actinopteri; Pleuronectiformes; Scophthalmidae.
UUACUUCCGGGAGACGCGUUGGCAAUUUCCUAAACACAGCGCUCAGUCACCCCAGCGUCACCGCCCGAGGCCAGCAGCGGGGCGGCAGUGUGUGUGCGUGUGUGUGCGUGUUGGUGGAUGUCCACCAGCGGCUGGAAGGCGCCCGACAGAAGCUGACGACGCUCGGACACCGGUUGGACAUGAGCAGGUUGCCCUGACAUGGACACAGAGAUGAUUCCCAAAUUUUCGUCAAAGGAUGAGGAAGUUGAUUACUGGAAGUCACAAGCCCACAAAUAUAAGAAAAGUUGCCACGAUGCACAGGAGGAGCUGCAGGAGUUCCAGGAAGGGAGCCGCGAACUGGAGGCGGAGUUGGAGGCACAGCUUAGCCAGGCGGAACACCGCCUCCGAGACCUACAGACGGAAAACGAGAGACUGAAGAACGAGGUGGCCAACCUCAAGGAGAAGCUGGAGCAUCAGUACACCCAGAGCUACAAGCAGAUUUCUAUGCUGGAGGACGAUCUGGGCCAGACACGCAGCAUCAAGGAGCAGCUCAACAAAUACGUCCGUGAGCUGGAGCAGGCCAACGACGACCUGGAGAGAGCCAAAAGGGCUACAAUCGUGUCUCUUGAGGAUUUUGAGGGCCGUUUAAACCAGGCAAUCGAGAGAAACGCCUUCCUGGAGAGCGAGCUGGAUGAGAAGGAGUCUCUGCUCGUGUCUGUGCAGCGGCUGAAAGACGAAGCACGGGACCUGCGACAGGAGCUGGCAGUCCGGGAGCGGACGACAGACAGGAUGUCAGCACCCAGCUCACCCACCUCAGACAUCGAUAAGAUAGACUCCGCAGUACAGGCCUCUUUGUCCCUCCCAGCCACACCUGUAGGAAAAAGCAUAGAGCACCCGUUCAUCAGCCCAAAAGCUUUGACCAAUGGCUGUGGCAGCUCUGCCCUCACUCCAUCUGCUAGAAUCUCAGCUCUUAACAUCGUUGGUGAUCUCCUGAGGAAAGUCGGGGCCUUGGAGUCCAAACUCGCCGCCUGUAGGAACUUCGCCAAAGACCAGACGGCAAGGAAAAAUUACUCCACCGACAAUGGUACACUCAUCAGCAGCAAUGCCACCAAAUUCUCCCACUCUCUACAUACCUCCUACUACGACAAAACGACUGUUAACGGAUUGGACCCAAGCACCUUGACCUCCAUGGCAACAACCAGAGCUGUGUCUCCACCGGGGAUGCUGCCUCUGAGUGUGUGAAGUGUCCCCCCUUCCCCCAAUGCCACACAAACCUCCACUGCAACUCCUACCCACCCAUCACAAUGUGGGAACAGAGAGGACACUUGAAAGACCAAUACAUUGUGUGUGUGUGUGUGUGUGUGUGUGUGUGUGUGUGUGUGUGUGUGUGUGUGUGUGUGUGUGUGUGUGUGUGUGUGUGUGUGUGUGUGUGUGUGUGUGUGUGUGUGUGUGUGUGUGUGUGUGUGUGUGUGAGAAAGUGAGUGAGAGCAAGAGUGAUGACGUAGAGUGAUGUGGGCGUUUGCCUGUUUGGGAUUGUGUUUUUUUUAAUUUUUUGAACCUGAUGUGUGGAUGCGAGGCUCUGACCAUACAAUUAACCAGCCUCCAGUUUGCAGCUCUAAAAUGCAUCUGUGAGUAGGUGCACGGUUCUUCGUGCAUUCAGUACGUUUCCUAUGACUUGCAUGUGCCUAAAGCUGCACAGCUCUGUAACGUGCUCGUAUGAAUGUCAUCGCAAUGUGUUGCUUUCUAGCUGUCAACUCUGAUGUGGUUAAUGCUUUUCAGUUCCACUGUUCAUCUGAAAACUACUAUCCCUGACAAACGGUUCUUAACAGACUAAAGCUUCACCUUAACCCUUCUUAUUUUUCCCCCUGUAUUUUCACUUAAAUUGCACAGUUAAACUACUAAAGUUAAUUUAGAAUGUAUUGUAUUUAAAAAAGGGAUAUGUUAAUAUUGACAAAUUUAUCUCACAGUAUGCUUUAAAAUGCAAUAUUUUCUGUUUGCAAAUUUUCCUGCAUGUGUGCAUAUUUAAAGUGGGGUAGGAGAGUCGUCGUCGUCGGGCCCCGUGUUAAAGACUGAAGUGAAUGUUGAUCGUUCAAAGCCAUGUAGUUCUGGUGCACAGUCGCUCCUCUCGUUACUGGCGACUCGCAGUAACUCAUUUUGGAAGUAGUCUCCGUUCUGGGACUGUCUUCCGGGUUCAACCUGCACUUAAGCCUCGCUCCUCGCUCGCAGGUUUCGCUAGCGGGCGAGUGUUUCCAACAUCCGUUGGCAAUUUGAGGGGAACAGUUUUGCCUUCUUUUUUUUUUUUUUAAAUGUUUGAUGUAUAGAUUUUUUUUUUUUAUUAAGUAUUGUGACAGGCUCAUUUACCUCGCUCUGAUUUAAUGCCACAGUUGGUUUCGAUGAGAAGGUGGAUUCCAUUUUCAUGAAACUCACACAAGCACACUCAAAGAAAAACGACUGACUCAAAGAUUCUUCGUGAGACCGUUUGUUAGCUUUGGUUUGUGUGUGUGUUGGUUCAUGGUGAAGUGUGCAGCCUUUGUGUCAUGCAGCAUAUUUUCAGAGUACCUGUUAAUUUGACUUUUAGCAGGUUUUGAUUUUGAUUUUGUCUGAAUCAAUUUCGCCCGCACUUUUCUCCCUGCCACAAAUCUUUCUGUGGCCAUUUUAACAUCCUGGAGCAUAUUCAAAGCCUUUUAGUAUUCAUAGUAAUUUAAUUAUAUGAGAUGUCACAUGUGUACAUAGCAGGAUUGUCAUUUUGCCGAGCACCAUAUUGUACAUACUGACAUUUGGCAUUGAGGUCCUAUUUAUUUCAGAUUCUGUAUGGCAUGUGUUCAAAUAUCGAGUUUUACUAUAUAAGCAGUGGUUACGUUCACUGUGUUACGAUAUCAAAUUGUUUGUCCAAACUGUUUAUGUAAAUAAAGACUGAGAUGAUAAA